AUCCUAAGCACCGGGUAAAAAUAAAGGCAUUCUGUCCAUAUUCAACUACAAAAAAAUAUUUAAAAACAAAAAAAGAUUAAUUUAGUAGGAACAGAGAUCACUCAGAAUCAUAUACUAUGAAUGGGUCAGAGCUCACAAUGGGAACUAUUUCUUGGGGUCAAAGAUUAGGUAGGAUUGGAUAGCAAGGAGAUUGAUUUACUUCUUGAGGCCUAUGUGCCCACUGAGGAACACUUGUGAAAGAGGAGUUCCAGAAAUGCUUUGCAUAACCACAGCAAUACUGGAAUAAGUCUCUUAUACCCUUCCAAGGCAACUAUUUGGAAAAAGUUAUUAUUCAUUUACAUGAACUUUGGAAUUUUUGUUUUUGAAAAAAUAGUCAUGCAGGGAUGGGGAAGUAGCUCAGUGGUAGAGCACUUGCCUAAUAUGCACAAGGCCCAGGGUUCAAUCCCCAGAAAUACAAAAAAGAAAAAAUAAAAUUAGUCAUGCAACAUUACAGUCAUGCCUCAAAGCCAUACAUCAAGGAAGUAAUAAUUUGAUCUGAAUGAAAAAUGUUCAGGAGUCUUCAAAAAUCAAGAAUCACUUUCCUUUGCCAUUAAUGCUGGAAUUUAAAUGAUUAGAGGAGAGACCAGUAUGAGUUAGUGUCCAUUUGUCAAAUGCUGUUGUGCGUGCAUGAAAGUAAAAUUCAAAUCCUGACCUUCCCAGUUCACUUGUGCCCUGGCAGCUGUUCUUUUUUACCAUAAAUCCAUGGUGGAGAGGAAAAGCAGCUCAAUUUUACCCAAAGACAGGUAUCCAUGUUGCAGUCAAAAGGGCAACCACAGUGUUUGCAAAUGAAAGCUGGUGUUGCUUCUUGGCAUGCAAACCUGUGUAUCCCCACUCACUUAUCAGGGUCAAGUUGACUUAAAAUAUCCUUGGGAGGGACCAUGAGAAGUCAACAGCCUUGGUAGGCCAUGGCUAUCCACCCAUCUAUUUUUGUGGUCAUAAUAGGGAGGUUUGGGAACCCAGAUAAACCCCAGUUUCCUUUUCUAGGCCUCAGAAGCAAGCAUCAGACUUUAUCUAUAGGGAUAGGCUCUGCAACCCAAAGCAGUGACAACCCUUCUCAAAACCAUCUGACUAAAGUCCCCACCUGCUACCAAGACCCGGAUGCAGAGUCUACAGCCUGACCCAGCUGCUCGAUAUCGCAAUGUGUUGGAGGCCCUCAGAAGGAUUAUAAGAACGGAGGGCCUAUGGAGGCCCAUGCGGGGGCUGAACGUCACAGCGACAGGCGCAGGGCCUGCUCACGCCCUCUAUUUUGCCUGCUACGAAAAGUUGAAAAAGACAUUGAGUGAUGUAAUCCACCCAGGGGGCAAUAGCCAUAUUGCCAAUGGUGCAGCCGGGUGUGUGGCAACAUUACUUCAUGAUGCAGCCAUGAAUCCGGCGGAAGUGGUCAAGCAGAGGAUGCAGAUGUACAACUCACCAUACCACCGGGUGACAGACUGUGUACGGGCAGUGUGGCAAAAUGAAGGGGCUGGAGCCUUUUACCGCAGCUACACCACCCAGCUAACCAUGAACGUUCCCUUCCAAGCCAUUCACUUCAUGACCUAUGAAUUCCUGCAGGAGCACUUUAACCCCCAGAGACGGUACAACCCCAGCUCCCACGUCCUUUCCGGAGCCUGUGCAGGAGCUGUAGCUGCCGCUGCCACAACCCCACUGGACGUUUGCAAAACACUGCUCAACACCCAGGAAUCCCUGGCUUUGAACUCAAACAUUACAGGACACAUCACAGGCAUGGCUAGUGCCUUCAGGACGGUAUACCAAGUAGGCGGGGUGACCGCCUACUUCCGAGGGGUGCAGGCUAGAGUAAUUUACCAGAUCCCCUCCACGGCCAUCGCAUGGUCUGUGUAUGAGUUCUUCAAAUACCUGAUCACUAAACGGCAAGAAGAGUGGAGAGCCGGCAAAUGAAGGAGCACUGUGCAGCCAGGGGUGGACAGCACCGCUGCGUCCUGCCCCCUCCAGCCAUGUUCUGUCUCCUGGCGCUCCAGCCUUGAGUGGAGUUGGAAGGAAGGGAGAGGGCCUCCCGGGCUCUCAGUGUCUUGGCUAACACCAGUUCCUGCCAACCUCGUUGCCUCCACCACCUUUCCUUCAGGCCUUGGGCGAGUGCCGCACAGCACCCCUCAGCACUUCUGUCGACCUCCAUCCUGGGCCUGGUGACCUGCUCUAGACUGUUAUAGAGGGCUAAGCAGCACAUUCCCCUGGUUCCUAAUAAAACCUUUAAA
Messenger RNA from Sciurus carolinensis (gray squirrel), 2249 nucleotides. RefSeq names its product solute carrier family 25 member 28 (gene Slc25a28). Bases 1138 to 1935 code for a protein of 265 amino acids. Gene Ontology annotation, molecular function: ferrous iron transmembrane transporter activity. Gene Ontology annotation, cellular component: mitochondrial membrane. Gene Ontology annotation, biological process: iron import into the mitochondrion. Lineage: Eukaryota; Metazoa; Chordata; Mammalia; Rodentia; Sciuridae. The transcript has 4 exons. The record is from RefSeq and is a predicted model, not a curated record.